GGAAUAACUAAGUUGACAAGAAGCGGAUUACUGCUGAGGGACAUAGCUUCUUCGGUAGUGAAUAUGCCACUGCAGAUUUGAGACGAGGUUUUAUCACAAACGAAAUAGCUGUUCAAAGGUGUGACCUGAGCUGUAAGAUCUGGCGCUGGACGGAUCGACGUCUAGAUCUCGAUUUACUUCAGACACCUCCUGCACACCUCAGCUUUCAGUAGCCACGGAUGUACUGCGGGAGUUUCAGUAUUCACCGAUGGUGCGUGUUCAAUAGACGUUGGUAAAAGGAGCACAUCCCGCAAAUGAAACGUCUCUGUGAAUCGAAAAAUGAGGAUAACCACUGAUGCAUUCUGAUGGGGCAGAUGAACGUGUUGAUCCUAACGGUUCCGUGAUGAAGAGGAUGUUGAUCAAAGAUUACCUUGAUUGAGACGCUGCUUGUUCACCCACCUGCUACCCAGAUGGUACAAAUGUCUUUGGAAAUUGGUUGAUUUGAAAUAUUUGUAAGUUUUUAAUGACUUGACAAUGCCUGCCAGAGAAAAUCCAAGUUACAGCAGUUCUCGUGUCCAGCGGGCUUACCGCAUCAACAACAUCGAGCAGAGCCGUCUCCAUGGGAAACUCUAUCUCCUGGAGAAGCAGAAGGUCCACCAGGUGAGGCUGACCAAUCAGGACAUCAGGAUGGUGUCCGUGUCUUUGGACUACAUCCAGAGUUCCAGUGGGAAGAGUCCGGAAGGAAUGUCCCCCGAGAAGGAGAAACUGAAAUCCGAGUCCGAGGACGAGUCUGAGGACGAGGACAAUGAGCCCUGCUUUAUGUACGGAGAAAGGAUCGUCAGUAGACGGGCUAGAAGGUUCAAAAGACCUCAGUCGGCGAUGGACAGGAGUAGUAAUCGUAGAGAAAGUGUGUCGUCUGUUGUGUCUGAUUCCCUGACGUCACUUCCGCCCCGACCGCAAAGCAGUCCCUCACGUCGACUUCCGGCACUGACGUUGCAGCUUUCAAGCUGGGACGAUUCGGACAGACAUUCGGAUUCUGGUUCCGAAAGAACUGAUAUUUCUGGCCGCGCUACUCCCAAGUAUGAAUGGGAAAGAGAUACAUCUGACAUUACUAAAAAGAUUCUUCGAGCGCAAGCGGCGAAAAGAAGGGAUCCUCGUCGAGCCCUCCCCCAAGCUAUUCGUAGACAUAGCGCCUUUAACGACAUGCCUUCCUCCACAGUUUCUCUCUCCCCAGCUCCGUCGCGAUCCCCAUCACCGAAUCUCUACCCUCCACGUCGUUCAUCUGCGUCACCGUCACCGGGACGAAAUGCCGGACUGUCGGAGAUCCUUAACCAAAGGCGUCCAACGAUGUCCGCAGUCGAUUGGCGAAACCAUCUGACUAGAACUCAAAAGUCGCCUAUGUCUAUAACGGCGGCUAGACAGAUGGCUAGAGACGAUAAGAUGAGGGAGAAUGAAACCGCCCGCAGCAGGGUACAAGUUAGAGUGCAGAGUUUCAUGAAAGAUUACCCAGUACGGAGAUCCAACGCUGCCUCGUAACCCUGCCUACGACAACGUAAACGACGUAAGUUGUUUUGGACAUUUAGGAAGUGCUCAAGGAACAUUGGCGGAACGUGACUGUGAUGUUUAUACGUACAACUUCAAGGGACAUAGUAACUGCCACCCUCGAUAAAGCAGUGUAUCGUGACGCAUAUCUAUAAUGAUAUAUACCCUGGACCCGUCGUUUCUUUAGAAAUUGACACGCCAUCUAUCUUAUUAUCUUUGCAUAAAAUUCCCCUCUUUCAAUGAAAUUGUUUAAUUUGAUAUUUUGUAAUUCAGAACAAAUGUGAAGUGUGUUAGUCAACUGGUUUAAGCUCUUGCUCGUAAUGGCAAAGUCCCGGGUUCAAUUCCCACAUGGAUAUAAUGUUUGAAGCCCGUGUCCCCGAUCGUCAUAUUGCUGGAAUAUUGCUAAAAUCGGCAUAAACCAAUCCUCUCCCAUUCAGAAAAAAAACCUGUUAAUCGGUCCAGGGUGUUUAUCAGAAUAGAACGAAGAUGGAAUACCCUAGAUGAUCGAUUAGGAAUUGUUGUGAGACCUCGUGCUUCCAAUUUCUUCCAUCCGUGAGCAGAUUGAAAGUUGUAUACUACGACGUCCCGUGGUGUCUUUCUGGUACGCUCUUUACAGUGGAUCAUUUCCAUGGAAACAGUACCCUUAGAGGACAGACAUACGCCACUUGAUAUCAUGUGCAGGUAUAUAUUGUUCAAGUUAUGGCGGUUCCUGGUUAUUCUGGAAAUGGCUCAUCAAAUUUUAGGCUAUGUCCAUCAAUUUAAUAACCAUUGCAACCUCUUUUAACUAGUAAUCAAAAUAUUUGACGAGUUUUUGUCGACUUGUCAGCGAUUAGUACAGACGGAUGUAGUGCUACUGAAGAUUUGCAGAGACUAUAACGUUACAUUUAAUCAAAAUGUAAACAUGGAAACUGUUGUGAACAAACGUUGGAGUGUUGUUUAUAAAGUGGAUUUAAAGAGGAGUUUUAAGAAAUUUCUGGACGAACCCGUGCCGGAGUUUAGCACUUAUGGUGAAAUAAAUAUAUUACAAGUGAUCACCUGGCAUUUGAAUGGUUGACAAAUUAUGUUUGCGUUCAUGUUUCCAUAGAACCGAAACCAGUACACGUAUUGCUCUCUGAUAUUGAAUUGUAAACGUAACAGCUGUUGAAAAUAAGUUUAUUACUCUUGCUUGUAUGUACAUUUUCACCCGUUGAAAGAAGAAUUAUUACUAUUAAUUAAGCAUUAAUGUUUAAUAAUAGUGUCUACAAGUGACAUGCUACAUAUCGACAGUUGUACGAAUCCUUUCACUGUCAACAGAGAGCUUGAGGUCUUUUUCCGCAAAUAGGGGCGGUGGAGUAGCCUAGUGGUUAAAGCGUUGGCUCGUCACGCCGAAGACCCGGGUUCGAUUCCCCACAUGGGCACAAUGUG
Molecule: messenger RNA, 2925 nt
Organism: Haliotis rubra (blacklip abalone)
Lineage: Eukaryota; Metazoa; Mollusca; Gastropoda; Lepetellida; Haliotidae
Exons: 2
Coding region: 514-1515 (333 amino acids)
Source: RefSeq, a predicted model, not a curated record